Molecule: messenger RNA, 970 nt
Organism: Vairimorpha ceranae
Lineage: Eukaryota; Fungi; Microsporidia; Nosematidae
Exons: 1
Source: RefSeq, a predicted model, not a curated record
AUGAAAUUUUUAUUUUUGAUAGUUUGUCUUUUGUUUUGUGAAGAUUUAGAAGUUUUACUAAGAAAAAGACUUGCAGAGGAAAAGUUUGAACCAGUAAGUAAUGAUUUUUUUCAAAAUAAUUAUAACAUUCUUUUUAUAAUUAGUUUUAAAAAUAAGAAACUUUAUUGUACAAGAGAUACGAUUAAAUAUGGUAAACUUGAAUGCAUAUUGAGCUCAGAACACGGGAAUUAUAAUGGCUAUAAUUCUUUAUCACGCAAAAAAAAUAACGCUAUAAAAGAAUUUAUUUUUUAUGAAAAUUAUACUAAAAUAAUGUCUUAUAUACAGUUCGAGGGGUUUAAUAUAUAUGAUAAAAAAUUUCAUAAUCUUUGUCAAACAAUAUUAAAAAAAAUAAAAUCAAAAUAUUCGUUUUUAAAUAUAAUUCCAGAUUCAAAUUAUUUUAGUGAUGAUAUAUCGAAUUGGAAUUUAUUAGCUUUAGAUAAUGAUUAUCAGCCAGUAAUUCAUAUUCCAUGUAUUAAAGAUGGUAGAAUAAGUACAAUAAAAAUACAAGGGAAAGAUAUAAAUCUAGUAAAACACUUUAAAAAUAAUUUAUUGCAAGUAAUAAAAUAUAAAAUUGACCAAGAAAAGUUUAAUAAGUUUUUUGAUAAUUUUGAUUUUGUUAAAUUUGAAUAUUUCAACAAAAUUGGGGAUAUUGGUUUAAUUGAUAGUUCAAUUAUAUGUUAUGAAAUGAUAAAAGAUAAAUAUCGUAUUAUAAAUGAGUGCUUAGAUUGUGAUCAGAAUAAUAUGUGCAAUAAAUGUAACAAGAAAAUAAAACAAAAUCAAGAUUUAAAAGACAUUCUUAGCAAAUUUAAAAAGUUUAUAAAUGCCUUUUCAAAAAUUACCUCGGCUAAAGCAUGUGCAAUUAUGAUUUUGUAUAAUACACUUUCAAAGGAUACCAUUAGGGAUAUCAUUGGUAGAAUUACUAGUAAUACAU